Amborella trichopoda is the source of this 2338-nucleotide messenger RNA. RefSeq names its product protein PHYTOCHROME KINASE SUBSTRATE 1. The record is from RefSeq and is a predicted model, not a curated record. Lineage: Eukaryota; Viridiplantae; Streptophyta; Magnoliopsida; Amborellales; Amborellaceae. Gene Ontology annotation, biological process: phototropism.
UCUAAACACACCAACUUCUCUCUCUGCAACCACUGCAUACUUUCUCUCUCCUCCAUUUCCAGGACCAUAUCAUCUUCCUCACACUAAAAAAACACCCCCUGCUCUGAUUCCCUCUCUAAAACCAGAUGCUCAAUUUCCGUCUCUAACUCUCCAACAUCCAUGAAUCGAAGUCAUCAUCCCCCUCUCUCACACUAAAAACCCCUGCUCCGAUUCCCUCUCCAAAACCCAAAAAUCACUUCUCAUUGUUUCUCUCUCCUCGGGGAUUCCAAACCGCGCCCCUCUCUCUCAAGCUGAAAGCACUCAUUUUCUCUCUCAAAAACGAGAUUCACACUGUUUCUCUCUCUAAGGAAUCCAUGGCUACUCUCACAGUAGCAGCGACCUGUAAUGGCAGCCUGGUCAAGACCUACAGCUUGGAAAGCUCAGCGUCUCAUCUCAGAGACGCCUCCUUCUCUUCAUAUCUCAUCAAUGGAGAUGAAACCAGUUCUCGAAAGCUCUCGGACCAGAACCCGGCUUCCAUUACGGCCUCUGAACCUCCUCUUCAUCGCCCGAGCUUCAACAAGAAGCUCAACAAUGACGGAGAGAUAAGGAUUUUUGAUGCCGAGAAAUAUUUCAGAGGAGAAUUCGCCAUGAAUUUGAAGACAGAGAACCUAAACCAGCAAAAUGGAGAGAACGCACAAUUUGAAAGGACCCAAAUGAACCAAAGAAGGACUAGGGAGAUCCCCAGAGCUCCAAGCUCCUGCUCUGAAGCGAGCUGGAACAGCAACACAGCUCUGCUACGACGUUUAGAGAGAGAAACUCAUGAGAGAGAGCAAAAACAGGGCCAUGGCAAGAAAAUUCUCAGAGCUUUGGGGUGCAAUUCAUGCUCUGGUAAGAAAUCAGUGAAUAUAGAGGAGAAAAAACCGCCCCAAAAUUCAAAUUUAACGGCUACCUGCAAUAACAGCGGUGCCGUAAUUUCGGUUAAAUCCGGAGAGAAUGCAGAAUUCCGGCGUCGGAAAAAUGAGGAAGCAUUCUCCUUCCCGGUUUUGGGCACCCAAGGUCCGACGGCUAUAGAGAAGCCACGUGUCUCGCUCGAGAUCUUCGGGUCCCCAUUAUUGCAAGACGAAGAGAGAGCCCUCGCUCUAAAGAAGCGGUUACUGACUCUCUCUCUAACUGACACUGGCCGGGAAUUCCAUAACUCGACGAGUUCCGGCAGGAUUCCAGCAAAUCAAAUCAUUGUCCCGGCGCCUCAGACCGACUUUACUCCAAGUCAAAGAGGUCUCAGGCCGAGUCAAAGGAACGAGUCGGACGUGGAGAGUGACUCGAGCUCCGACCUAUUUGAGAUAGAGAGCUUUUCCACGAACUCCCACCAAAUUAUCCGGCAGCCGGAAGGUGACGACUUCGCUGGGAAAGUGUAUUACGAGCCAAGCGAAGCCAGCAUCGAGUGGAGCGUGGUCACCGGUAAUUUCUCGGUGACACCAGACUCGGGCGAUUUUCAGGCCACCAAAGUCCAAGGCCGGGCCAUUUCGAAGACAACGAUCUCCGGUGCCUCCAUCCGUCGGAAGAGGAGGAGCGGCGGUUUUUUCAUGGGGUGCCAAAGCGCGAAGGCAGUGAGGGUGAUGGGUGGGUCCCACACGAAGACACGCGGCAGGAAUCGGGAGAGGUUCUCCACGAUGAACAGCUCCGAUCCUUCUCACAUGCGGAUGGUGGCGGGGAGGACGAUCCAACGAUCCAGGCCUUUGCACGAGCCUCGAAUCGUCGCUAUGUGAUGAAGGAAAGAUGGCACGCGCACGGGGUUAGGCCCCUAGGCUUAUGCACCAUGGGCGGAUUUUAAGCACUUUGCAGGAAAAUUUCUAUGGUAAAAUGGUAAUUUCCUAUUGUGUUUAGACAGGUCUCGUACCGGUAGUGUUUUGGUGUAAAACUGGAUUUGGUCAAAAACUUGUUAAAAAGUACAACCCAACCGACUUGAUUGUCCAAACAUAAUGACCAAGUCUUUUUCUAAUAGAUUAAACUAUUAUUUAUGUUUUUUAAAUAUUUUUUAAAUCUGAUUGAUUCGGUUCGCCGAUUUUGUUUAGACUGGACCCUAGCUGAUUCGAUACCCCAUCCGAUCUUGAGAAUAUUGGUUUUAGAGUCCGUCCUCCUUGUUUUUUUUUUGUUUGUUUGUUUUCUAUCAUUUCCAUGUUUGUUAAGAGUAGCUAAGGACUUUCUAAUGGUCAAUAAGCCUUUUAUACUUAUGCAUCCAUCUUAUUUUUUGUAUUUGUUUGUACCAAACUUUGGAGCUAUGAGAAUGUUAGAUUAUUGAUUUCAUGGCAACGAACCUGUAUUCAUACUGAUCUAUUUGUAUGUUACCGAUAAAAAAAAA